Messenger RNA from Sardina pilchardus (European sardine), 7588 nucleotides. RefSeq names its product zinc finger, FYVE domain containing 16 (gene zfyve16). NCBI's taxonomy places the organism in Eukaryota, Metazoa, Chordata, Actinopteri, Clupeiformes, Clupeidae. Gene Ontology annotation, biological process: endosomal transport. The record is from RefSeq and is a predicted model, not a curated record. Gene Ontology annotation, cellular component: early endosome membrane. Gene Ontology annotation, molecular function: metal ion binding. The transcript has 18 exons. Bases 190 to 4512 code for a protein of 1440 amino acids.
GUCGUCCGAGAAAAGCAGUAGGUGUUUAUGUGACUUUGAAGUUGUAUGGAAAUAAACGAUAUCAUUGACAUCCUCUGAAAUAUCUCUGCGAGGAUCUGAAGAUCCAGACGACAAAGCGACGGAUGACAGCAGAGCUAUGACGCUUUUUUCGGAAUGUAAGGGGUGAGUGGAUUAUCACAUACCCCCAGGAUGGAUAGCUUUUUCAAGGCUGCUGUGUGUGAUCUUGAUAAGCUGCUGGAUGACUUUGAAUUAAACACAGAAGAACUUGACUGCAAGCCAACUCCACCAUCUGAACGCCCACCGCCACCUCCUUAUCCAGGUGCCUCUCAGUGUUUUGUGCCUGCACCCUCCACAGUUUCCAACUCUCUGCCAGAUGUCAACGCCCUCCACUACUGCCCAGCAACCACCCCCUCCAGUGCAAGCAAAAACCAAAGAGACCAUGAGGCGAAAGAACAACCCCUGACGGGGGUAGAUCUGCUUUCCUCGGUUGACAACCGGGCAAACAAGAGCCUAGCGCCUCCAUGCCCAGACAGGGCCUUGAAGCCUGUGUGCGAUCUGGUCAAUGACACCAGCUCUGCUACAGCGAACAGCCACGAUGCCUUCAGAGAGCUGGAGGAGGCCGAGAAGCAGAUGGAGGAGGAGCUGUUGGUGGACUUCAGCAGUCCAGUCGUGGCCUUACCCAUCAGAGGAGCUCACGGGUCGGGAAUGAACUCGCUCUCUGAAAGGCCUCAGCAGGGAUCGGACUCUGCAAACUCACUCAGUCUGCUGGAUGUGAUCCUCCCAGCAGCUGUGGAGAGGUUAAGUGACCCCAACGAGAGCCUCCUGACCAACAGGAACCCUGAGCCAUUACGUUUUGAUGGCGUGGAAGUGCUACACAGCCAUACGUUACUUGAUGGCACACACUGCUUGAAGGGACAAAUCGAGCCCCCUGUUGAAGAAGACGUGGUUGCCCAACCUGUAAAUCACAGCGAAGAGGAAGAGGUUAGCUCUGUUGGUGAUCUAGUUAAUGCUGCUACGGAGGACAACGCUGUUUCAGCAGACACACAGCAGUCAGGCGAUGGUUGCCCGGAGGAUUUGGAGAGCUCCCCGGCUGAUGUGGAGACGUCCAUGUCCUGUCUGCCCAUGGCCAUGUCCAUGUGUGGCUCCCUGGUGACCUCCAGAGAGCCCUCAGAGGUCGAAGCCCACCAAGUUGAGGAGAAAGCUGAGGCCUCUUCCUCUGAAGCUGAACCCGAGCAGCCGCCUGUUCAGCCACCUGUCCAGGAAGUUCAGGCGAGCGCUCCCGCCCAACCAGAGGAGUGUGUGAGUAUGGAGGACCCUGCUAGCUUAGAGGCGGCUGCCGAAGAAGUGGCUGAAAUGAUGCCUCCUACCUCGGUUUCCGAUGUGGUCUCACCUGUUCAUGUUAGUUCAUCUGCCUCAGGUGAAGUACCUGGCGGAAGACUGUCUCCGUAUGAGGAGAUGGGCUGUGGGAGUCUGCCUGAGAGCAGCCAGUCACCGCGAUCUGAUGAUGGCUACGGCUACCAGUCUGAGUUUGGCUUUGCCAACAAUUACCUCCCCGAGAGUGAACAAGCCGCCAUGGUGACUGACGAGGAACUGGACGCCUUUCUGAAUGCUCAGGUGGCCCCGUCCCAUUCCGAGAUCUCCUCAGAUAAAUUAGUCGACGAUGGCUUCUCUGAGUUAAAUGGCGACAUGGAUGUGGACACUUUGCUAGAAGGGGAGCUUCGGAGUUGCCCCGCCGAUAGCUUUGCCUCUCCAGAGAGCGAGCAGUCUUUUGCUUGUGUGGAGGAGAGCGAAGGCUCCCACGCAUCCACCCCGUCUCAAGACAGCGCACCUGGUACUCCGGGUAUGUCACCUACUGCGUGUGUCCCCAACACUAUGUGCAACUCCACCCCGCAGUCAUACUUCGGGGGUGCGAGGCCGAAAACCCUCCCUGGCCAGGGCCCACGGUCACCACCGACAAGGCAGAACCAAGGAGACGUCCAGGAAGCCUCCACUCCGGACGAGCCCAAAGAAAACAGCAUCCACACCCCACCUGGCGCAGAGACCCCUAGUCCGCAGCACGAGGUCCCCGGUUCUCCCUUUCCCAGCGAGGAGCGUUUUGAGUCCAGCCUGGACUAUGACGAACUGUCAGAACCUCCUCCGUACCCUGGGAGGACGUCUGGGGAGGGGGCAGCGUCUCCUGACCAGGCAGGGCAGUCGGAGGAAGAUGGGCUUGGGUCCAGGCAGCCCUCCUGGGUUCCUGAUUCGGAGGCGCCCACAUGCAUGAACUGCGGCCAGAAGUUCACCUUCACUAAACGGCGGCAUCACUGUCGAGCUUGUGGAAAAGUGUACUGCGCUGUCUGUUGCAGCAGGAAAUGCAGACUCAAGUAUUUGGACAAGGAGGCGAGAGUGUGUGUGGUCUGCUAUGACUCCAUACAGCGAGCUCGGGCCCUGGAGAGGAUGCUGAGCCCGACUGGGCCAAGCCCGAAUCCCAACGUGCCGUCCGAGUACUGCUCCACCAUCCCCCCGCUCCAGCAGGCCCGCGCCGCCGGCACCCUCAACUCCCCGCCGCCCACCGUCAUGGUGCCCGUCUCCGUGCUCAAGCACCCCGGCAACGAUGGUUUCCCAAGGGAGCAGAAGCACGUGUGGUUUGCUGAUGGCAUCCUGCCCAACGGGGAGGUGGCCGACACGACCCGGCUCUCUGUCCGACCUCGCAGGGCCUCUCAGGAGUCCAGCCCGGUCACUCCAGACCCUCCUGCCCUGCCCAACAGUAAGGCCUUGGCCCCCCCGCAGAGGGAGCUGGAGCCCGAGCCCGAGGUGGAGCAGAAGGUGGAGGUGGAGGACGAGGCUCCUGGCGUGGAGCGGCGCGCCCCCACCGGCCCCUGGGACUACGCGCUGCUGAGCGGCCUCACCUCCUGCGUGUCGCGCGACCCCUGCCUGGUGCCCGACGACCCCGAGGGGCUGCCGCCGCUGCUCAUCGCCACGGGAGACGACGACGAGGCAGGAGAUCUCCUGGUUGAGGAGCGCCCGGCCACCUGCCAAAUCCUGCUCCUCCUGGAGGAGGGGGGACCGCGACCUCUGACCUUUGUGCUCAACGCCAACCUGGUGGUCAACGUCAAGCUGGUCACCUACGGUGAGCGGCGCUGCUGGUGCGUGAGCUCCAACGGGCUGCGGAGCGUGGGUCAGCGAGAGCUGCUGUUUGUGCUGGAGUGUCUGCCGGAGGAGAGCGCUCUGCCCCGGGACCUGUUCAACCUCAUCAGCUCCGUCUAUCAGGACGCCCAGAGAGGGAAGUUUAUCGAGGACCUGGGCAAUGUGACGUUCACUGACGCCUUCCUGGGCACCAAAGACCACGGGGGCGUGCUGUUCUUCUCCCCCUCCUUCCAGCCCAUGGAGGGUGUGGCGGCGCCGCCCGAGCCCUUUCUGUGCGGGGUGCUGCUCCAGAAGCUGGAGGUGCCCUGGGCCAAAGUUUUCCCCCUGCGUCUGCUCCUGCGACUGGGCCUGGAGCACAACGUAUACCCGUGUACACUGGUUAGCGUGCGCUUCAGACAGCCCGUGUUUCAGGAGACGGGACACACUAUCAUGAACCUACUGGCAGAUCUCAGGAACUACCAGUACAGCCUGCCACUGGUGGAGGGGCUGCGGGUGCACAUGGAGCUGGGCAACAGCUACAUCCACAUCCCCAAGUGCAAGUUCCACGAGAUGCUGAAGGUGGUGAACUCCUCCAACGAGCAUGUGAUCAGCGUGGGCGCCUGUUUCAGCACGGAGGCCGACUCCCACCUGGUGUGUGUGCAGAACGAGGAGGGCAGCUACCAGACGAAAGCCAACAGCAUGCAGGGAAAGACCCGCAGAGUAACGGGGGCCAGCUUCGUGGUGUUUAAUGGAGCACUUAAAGCAUCCUCAGGAUUCAUUGCCAAGUCCAGCAUUGUUGAAGACGGGCUGAUGGUGCAGAUUCCUCCAGACAGCAUGGGGGCGCUGCGACAGGCGCUCCGGGACCAGGCCGACUUCCAGAUCCCCUGCGGCAGAGCUGACAGCACUGAAGCCCGAGAGAACGUCACCAUCCGCUGGGUGGACUGGAGUCCACCUGUCAAUGCAGGAGUCACAAGCCCCAUCGACGGUCGUUCUCUGGAGGGAGUGUCCAGUGUCCGGGUCCAGCAGGAGUCCGUGUUUGACAGCGAUGGACGGACCAUCGUGUGCACAGAGGUCUUCUAUCUGCUGAAGAAUGCAGACUGCCCCCUAGGGGCCGUGUUGUCGUCCUGCAACCAGUUCCAGCGUGAGAUGGCCACGGCAGGUUGUGCUGCCCUCUGUCCGCACCUGGGCGUGCUCAUGGCCAGCGGCAUCAACUGCCUCGGCCUGCGCAUCUCCACCGACACUGACAUGGUGGAGUACCAGGCGGGCUCCGGCGGCCGGCCGCUGCCCCAGCGCUACAUGAACGAGCUGGACGGCGCUCUGAUCCCCGCCAUCCACGGAGGCAGCUCGCGCGUCCCCCAGCACGCCCUCGACAUGGAGCUCAUCUUCUACAUCUCGCACAGCCUGUGAGCCGCCGCCGUCGCCCACGUCUCGCGUCGUCCACACACCCGCGCGACCGGACCUCCGCAUAUUAGCGCUCUCAUCUCGGAGCCUGAUAACCUGCAUCUCCACCCGUAGUCUCCAACACCAGACCGCUGAUGGGCGUCAGCCAGCACCUGAACAUCGAGAGGCCUCCACAUUAUGCAUAGUCUCUGAACACAUACAGUACCACGACGGCUGUGGAUGAGGGUUCCUCGCCCGCGCUGAAAAGGGGGGGGGUCUGUGUCUUAUUGGUUUCUAAACAGGGUAAAGAGAUGAUUGGACAGUCAUUCAGCAUCUAAAGAUUACAGCCAGUGUUCUACGUUUCCUUUAGUUCCUGCAGAUCCCGCACAGAAUCGACAGGUGAUGGUCAACAUUUUAUCUUUUAAGUCUUUAGGCAACUUCGGGAUCCCGAAUGAUAUCUUAACCUGACACCUAACUAACAGUUCAUACCGCAGCAUCCAAAGACGGAGCUGGUCUUCCACAUCCCAAAGUGUUUUAGUUGAUCUGCUGGAUCUGAACAUUCCACCGAGUCAAAAUCUCUAACCAAUUUACUACACGCGGGUGUGGGAUCUUUGUAACGUUAUCUUUUUUGUUUUUCACCACAACCGAACCAAGAGCUGGGCACCUUAAGUGUACAGCACGGCGUCUGAAGCUGGAGCUGGUCUUCGACUGCAUGGUAUUCAUUCUCUGUGUCAUGAAACCGCCCCAAAUGCGCCACUAAAUAUCAGAACAACAACCUGCUCUGUCAGCGUUUGAGGUCAAAAGAGAUGGAGAAGGCUGAGACUGCCUGGACAUAAAGUGUACCACACAGGUCAUGCUCCCAACAAGAUAACCAAUGGCAAGACGUCGAAAUGUGACGGACAGUCCUUGACAAAUCUGUCAGCGAAUCAGAAGGCAACCCUAAGUGUGACUCUCGCUCUUGAUGAAUCGCUUGAACCAAUGACAGGACUGUUGAGUGUAUGACCCGUCAGCCCCUAGACCUUCACAGCCAGUUGCCCCCUUCUCAUCACUGACACACGUGCACCCGAGGAGACCUCCUGUAUAUACAGCAUCCCUGCUUCAUAAAGGAUAAAGUUGUAAACAAAUACCAAAAAAGAAAAAAGAAAAACAGGGACCUGGUUUGUGUAUUCUGGCUGUGGAUGUAACACAUCGGCUCAUGUGAUGCAGUUGUUUGAAUGUUAGUACGCAGACUAUCUGCACAAUUUUUAACUAAUUAUUAAUUGAAUAAUAAUUAUUUAAUGGUGGAACGAGGAUGGAUUUAUAUUCAAGUAAGUUACUUGACUGAAUGCUGGACUCCAAGUUGGUGGGGAACCCCCCCCCCCUCUAGUUGGGGCAUUGAGGCAUGUGUGUGUUUCUGAGCGGUAAUUGAUUAUGGUGCACAUUAAUAUCUCUAUAAUUGAUGAUAUGAAGUUACUGUCCGCUUGUAUCGCCUGAUGAUUACCCGAGGCAUAGCACAGUCCUCUCGCGAUCAUCUCCCAGAGCCUUUUCAUCAUGCUUACCUGUCUAGGAGGAAGGAAUCACCUUUAAGUUAUUUGAAGCUUUUAUGAAGCUUCAAUACUAUUUUUUUUUUUUUUUCCUUGAGUUGUCCUUUAAUGUUGAGUCUAACUGACUUGUGAUAGGCCAUGAUCAUUACCACUGAAGUAUGCCGUGCUGAAUCCGAGAGAAAUCCCCCCAAAACCUUGGACAUGCCCCACACUGGCUCUGGAUGCAGAAUGCAGGGCUUAGGUGACCGUGGUUACCAGACACGUCUGCCUUUGUUGCUGACAACACUAAUGCCCAUUCUGCUGCUGCACGCUGCUGCUUUGUGAGCCCUGAGUGUCUGUGUGUGUGUGUGUGUGUGUGUGUGUGUGUGUAUGUGCGCGUGUCUGCCUACCUGCUGCGAACACCUGAGAGCGCUGUUGUCCACAGCUGUCUCGAACAUGACUGAAAUGUAUCUAGAAGGUGUGGUUUGUCGUGGCGGUCUAAACAAAUAACUAGGAAGCUGCUGAUCGUGAAUGAGUUUGUGUCCAUUUUACAGGCGAGGCCUUGAUCUUCUGUGAACGUACAGUUUGAGAAAUCAGAGCCACUGGGUCAGCAAUGCAAUGAAAGAUCAAAAAUGGACCCUCACCCCCCAACCUCUCAUACUAACUCUGAAUAGCUUUGUGAAGAGGAAGGUCUCAUUACCAGUAUGUAAUUAUUACUGAUUUUUACGUUUUCGUUCUGUUGCUAUUUCUCCAAUAGAAUACUGGGUCUUGAAAUGAAGAAUGCUUUUGCACUUACAUAAUUUCUCCAUGAAUGGAUGAAUAAGCGCGUCGACAAACAGUUUUAUCCUAUAGUACUGACCACUAUGGGAAGACUGUAUGUACUUACCAAAAUGGACACAUGGCAUUGCACCUUACACUACCAUUUGUGUUGCUGUCCAAUAGUUAGACGAUGUUGCUGAUUUUUCCCACAGGUUGUCUUUCUUUACUUUAACAUACAGCAGCUGCGAAGCAUUUUCUAUUCAUUGCACUCCAUUUAUUUGAACCUGAUUAACAUCAAGGAGGGCAGUAACACUGGUGCGAACACAAACCCAUUAAAAACAAAACUGAAUGUGCGCCUGAGAUUGGUGAACACACAGUGUUCUCUGAGCAUUUGUCCUGUUAGGGUAUCUGAAUAAUGAUUCAGAAUGCAAAUACAAAUGUUGGGUUUCCAGUUCAAUUGAAACACUAGCAGGUGAGCGCAUAUUUUGUAUGGAAGGCAAAACUAUAUAUGUGCUGUGAAAUCAGAAGCAUUUAUGGUAUUUGUUGUUUUAUAGCAAUGAUGAAUACAGUUAAUGAUUGAAUUCAGCUUCUUUUCAGGGUGAUGUUUUGGGAGGUAAAUUAUUUUCUCACCGUCAUUAAUAGAACAUGAAUCAAAGACAUAAAGUAUUUUUAUGCUUUUAAUCUCAAUUUCAAGCGUUUUGCAUAAUGUAUCUGUAUUUAUUCAAGAAACCAGCUUUAUUUGGUGAUUCUGGUAUCUGGGACCUAAGGAUGUUCUAUAAACACCAUUUAUUUCUAAAUAUGUACUUCAUGUAGAAUAAAAUAUUGAUUUAUAUGCAAAUUAA